Messenger RNA from Exophiala mesophila, 2141 nucleotides. RefSeq lists its product as uncharacterized. NCBI's taxonomy places the organism in Eukaryota, Fungi, Ascomycota, Eurotiomycetes, Chaetothyriales, Herpotrichiellaceae. Gene Ontology annotation, biological process: transmembrane transport. Bases 167 to 2038 code for a protein of 623 amino acids. The record is from RefSeq and is a predicted model, not a curated record. The transcript has 3 exons. Gene Ontology annotation, molecular function: transmembrane transporter activity.
CUAGAGCUUCACGCUUGUUGAAACCAGUCAUUGAUUAGUGAUGACAAGGACCUUUUUGGACACUAAUAACGCUUCUACCCUGUUAAGCAUCCUUCGGAAGCAGGAUACCAUACAGUGUCAAGCCCGCGAGAUAUCCUCGCGGGACUUCAAGCAUUAAGCUUUACGAAUGAGCACCUGGUCACCAUUAGGCUCGAACAGUCGAAACCAGCAAAAUGUGACGGCCCAUGAUGAUAAUCGAAAACCACCAGGAGCUAGCCCAACCACAAAGGACAGAGCAACUCAUGGGCAGAGCGACGAAGCACUCGACACGACUUCAGAUCUGGAGGAUGGCACGCGAGCAAAAAGGCCGUGUUCCAUGGACUCGGCACAACGCCGGUCUUCGAGUUUCGUUGAUGAGGGAGAUACGCUAGCCCGCCGAAAUUCACAUGAAAUCUUGGUUGAGAAUAAGCAAGAGGCGCCAGUAACAUGGUCAUCUCUUCCCAAAAAGGGGCAACUGAUGGUCCUGACCAUUGCUCGGCUCUCCGAACCGCUCACAAAUGUUUCGUUGGCGGCAUAUAUGUACUAUCAGCUACGAUUCUUUGACCCAGAUGCUUCAGACAAGGUCAUCUCUGGUCAGGGCGGUAUGCUCACAGCAUCAUUCGCGGCCGCUCAGUUCCUCACUGCAAUCUGGUGGGGCCGCGCGGCAGAUACAUCGUGGAUUGGACGAAAGCGAGUGUUGUUGAUCGGUCUAUGUGGUACCGCCGUAAGCUGUAUCGGCAUUGGGUUUUCGACAUCUUUCGCACAGGCUCUGUUCUUCCGUGCCUGCGCUGGCUGCCUAAAUGGCAAUGUCGGGGUGAUGAGGACUAUGAUCAGUGAGAUUAUUAAGGAGAAGAAGUAUCAAUCUCGUGCCUUUCUGCUACUGCCUAUGUGCUUUAACAUUGGGGUGGUCAUUGGGCCUAUAUUGGGAGGUUUCCUGGCGGAUCCAAUAAACUCGUUUCCUACUGUGUUUGGUCCUGGAUCGAGCAUCGGAGGAAAGGAAGGCGUGAGGUGGAUGACAGCGUUUCCAUACGCUCUCCCCAGUGUCGUCAACGCUAUUUUCAUCUCCACAUCGGCCAUCUUCGUCGUGUUUGGUCUUGAUGAGACGCAUGCAGCAAUGCAACAUAAGCCAGAUAUGGGUCGCAGACUGGGCAAGUGGAUAUGGCAGCGACUUUUCAAUCGAAAGAAGAACGCAUCGUACGACUAUAUCCCAAUCGUUGACCAAACCGAGCUACGAGACUCAUCGAGUUUUGCCGUAUUGGAUGAAACCUCGCACGCACAGGACGAGACGUCAACGACGCCAAACUCAAAUCAGGAAAUCCGAGAGCCCAAGUUUUCUGUCCCUUUGAGAGAAAUAUUCACGCGGAAUGUGGUCUUGACGCUCGUUCAGCACCAUCUUCUCGCCAUGCAUGUUAGUGCCUUUAACGCUCUCAUCUUUCUCUUCCUCCCAGCUGCGCGCUCCGACAAUAAGGAUGCGCAUCUCCCUUUUCUCUUCACUGGCGGCCUCGGGCUUUCUAGCGAAAAGGUCGGACUCGCGACAGCCAUCAUUGGAGUUAUCGGUUUCCCUCUUCAGAUCCUGAUAUAUCCACGAAUGAAUGCCAGGCUGGGAACAUUGCCCAGCUAUCGAAUCUUUCUCCCGUUCUCCAUGCUGGCAUACCUCUUAAUACCCUUUCUGGCGCUUCUCCCGAAUCGAGGAUAUGUGACCUGGCCAGCCUUGACCGUCGUCUUGGCACUUCAGGUUGUCUCCAGAACGUUUGCGCUGCCAGGGACGACAUUGCUCGUCAAUAACUGCACUCCUCAUCCCAACGUCCUAGGAACCAUUCAUGGAUUUGCUCAGAGCGUCUCUUCCGGGGCGAGGACGAUUGGUCCAACUGUAGGGGGUUGGGUACUCGGUUUAGGGCUUUUGGGUAAUUGUGUGGGUGCGGUUUGGUGGGCUUUGGCAGUCGUUGCUGUGAUGAAUUGGUGCUUGUUAUGGGUCAUUCACGAGGGAGAUGCUGGACAUAGCGCUGUGGCUCGUCCAUGAUAAGGCAGUUUUUCUGGAUACGGUGGACAAGUUGGCAGCAGAAGCCAAUGGGCGAUGGGAGCCGAAUUCUCUAGAAGUAAUAUCAUAGAGCAACAGACAUUCU